Messenger RNA from Punica granatum (pomegranate), 1741 nucleotides. The record is from RefSeq and is a predicted model, not a curated record. NCBI's taxonomy places the organism in Eukaryota, Viridiplantae, Streptophyta, Magnoliopsida, Myrtales, Lythraceae.
ACAAACGUAUUUGAUAUUUCUCUUCUUGUUGGGUCUUAUUUUCUUUAUUUAUUUUUUUUUUCUCCCCCUCUUGGGUUUUUGAGGAUGCGAAAGCAGCACAGUUGAAGAAGGGAGGAAGGUGGGGGGGAAGAAAAUGUCGGCCAAGAGCAGGGGAACUGCAGCUGAGUCAACUCCGAGGAGCGGGAUGUCUCGGAGCUUGUCCUUCUUCCUCUAUCUCUGCUGCUUCUUCGCCGGCAUGUUCUUCACCAACAGGAUGUGGACAAUGCCUUCACUUGACGGUAUUGAGAGGAACUUGGAUGCAAAAUUCAAGCACGAAACCGUGGUCUCUGAGGAUCAUGAUUCAUAUCCAAAGAAGGCAGUUGUACGGACUGAUGAUGGCCUAGAGGAAACAUCAGAGCUUACAAAUGUCAUAGAGCCACUGGAUCAGACGAUUUUGGACCUCGAGAGAAAGUUAGCUGCUGCUAGGGCACAGCAAGAGGCUACGUCGACUGGCUCUCCAUUGUCAGGAAGCUCGAAAAUUGUCCGUUCAACAUCAAAACAUAAAUAUUUUAUGGUUGUAGGAAUCAAUACUUCCUUCAGGAGCAGGAAACGAAGAGAUUCCAUUCGUGCAACUUGGAUGCCUGAAGGUGAGACAAGAAAGAAGCUGGAGAAGGAGAAGGGCAUAGUUCUGCGCUUUGUCAUUGGUCACAGUGCGAGUCCUGGCGGUAUUCUCGAUAAAGCUAUAGAAGCGGAGGACAUGAUGCAUGGGGACUUCUUGAGACUGGAGCAUGUUGAGGGUUACCAUGAAUUAUCGGGCAAGACAAAGACCUACUUCGCCACUGCGGUCUCUUUAUGGGAUGCAGAGUUUUAUGUUAAGGUUGAUGAUGAUAUUCACGUAAACUUAGCUACGCUCGGAAUGAUUUUAUCUAGCCACCGCAGGAAAUCUCGUGUGUAUAUAGGCUGCAUGAAGUCUGGUCCCGUUCUUGCUCAAAAGGGAGUGAGGUACCAUGAGCCUGAGUAUUGGAAAUUUGGUGCCGUAGGGAACAGGUAUUUCCGCCAUGCUACGGGACAGUUGUAUGCAAUCUCAAAAGAUCUGGCGACUUACAUAUCUGUUAACCAGAACUUGUUGCACAAAUACGCCAACGAAGAUGUCUCGCUCGGCUCUUGGUUCAUUGGCUUAGAUGUUGAGCAUGUGCAUGAUAGAAGAUUCUGCUGCGGCACUCCACCAGAUUGUGAAUAUAGGGCUCAAGCGGGCUCCACAUGUGCUGCUUCUUUCGACUGGCGAUGUAGCGGCAUAUGCAAUUCCAGCUUUAGAAUUAUGGAAGUUCACGAGCGGUGUAAAGAGGGCGAGGAUGCCCUUUGGUCCUCGAGCUUUUGAAAAGUUGGGUGAAAUUGGAAUGUUGGAGUGAAAGAGAGAAAGCCCACACCAACAUGAUGGGAUCAAGAGGUGAAGCCCUCGACCCUUUCAGAUUUCCAGGGAAAUCCAAGCUCGAGUGCUGGUAAAGGACAGAGGCAGAAAGUUUCCCUCAAAAUAUAUACAAGUCGUUAGUGAUCAUAAUCACAAGGUUCUUACGCUGGGGUAGCCACAAACGAGGUUCUUGUACAAAUCUUCGCGAGGCCUCUGCUUCCCUGACUAUACGAAUGAUCUUAUUUACUGGCUAGCAAUUCUUGUUAAUUGGGCUUCUCUUUGAUUGAUAAUCAAUUUCAAUUGAUGUGUCGUGGCAAUAGCAAUUGAGAACUCGUGGAUCGACUGUUGAUUUCA